AUGAACCUCUCAUCCCUGAACGGCUCCUCGUCUGUGGGAGGAUACCAGCGUGACACGUUUACCAUGGCUGUGACCAAGAAUGUGAUCGUCACCGCCCUCUGCAUCUCCAUCAACUACAUCAACGGCACUCUGGUGCACACCUUCAGGAAGCACCAGAUCUUCAACUCUAACCCUCGUUACAUCCUCUUCAUCCACCUGGUGAUCAACGACAUGGUGCAGCUACUCCUGUCCACCCUCCUCCACAUCAUCAGCUACGCCCUCCACACCAUCAACGUCUCCCUCUGCAUCGUCCUGCUCAUCAUCACCAUCCUCGCCACCCUCAACACCCCGCUCAACCUGGCCAGCAUGGCGGUGGAGUGCUACAUCGCCGUCUGCAUCCCCCUCCGCUACGCCCAGAUGUGCACGGUGAGGAAAACCUACAUCCUGAUUGGUCUGAUCUGGGUGGUGAGCUCUUUCUCCAUCCUGCCGGACCUCUUCAUCCUGCUGGCUACAGAGCCACUGGAGUUUUUUCACUCCAGGCAGUUCUGUGCCAGAGAUUAUGUAUUCAGAAGCUCCUACAGUCUGAAGAAGAGAGACGCCUCACACAUCGUCUGUCUGGCCUUUGUGUGGCUCACCCUCCUUUACACUUACUUCAGGAUCCUGUUUGCGGCCAGAGGAGCCACUUUAGACUUCAAAAAGGCCAGAAACACCAUCCUGCUGCACGGGUUCCAGCUGCUGUUGUGUAUGCUGACUUAUGUCAGACCCAUGUUUGAACAAGGUCUGCUCUACCUACUACCCAGACGGUUCCUGGCUGUACGAUUCGCUUCUUAUGUCGUUGUGCAGAUCCUGCCCCGCUUUGUCAGCCCCAUCGUCUACGGACUACGAGACCAGCACUUCAGGAAGUAUGUGAGGAGGUACCUGCUCUGUAAAGUCAGCAUUAAGACCCAGUCUGAAACGGUCACCGUAUCCAGCAUGAGGCUGACCCUGAAACUGCAGUGA
Molecule: messenger RNA, 978 nt
Organism: Cheilinus undulatus (humphead wrasse)
Lineage: Eukaryota; Metazoa; Chordata; Actinopteri; Labriformes; Labridae
Product: odorant receptor 131-2-like
Exons: 2
Coding region: 1-978 (325 amino acids)
Biological process (GO): G protein-coupled receptor signaling pathway
Cellular component (GO): membrane
Molecular function (GO): G protein-coupled receptor activity
Source: RefSeq, a predicted model, not a curated record